AUGAUAGCUUCUCGGAGCCUACGGGCGACUACAGUGGGGCUAGAACACAGGCUGACAUGUAAACCGAUAUCAGGGACAUAUCUCACGAGCUUGGCAAGCCGCCGAUCGCAGUCGAGCGCUGCUUUGGAUGGAUCGAACCGAUCAUCGCCAUAUGACAAUGCGUCCCAGUUUGCGCCCAUCCAUAAGAUGACAGAGGAAGAGAAAGACUUGCUGCGAUCGAAGCCCAACAUCUUCAAAGCUUUGAUCGGUCGCGGUGAUCCACAAGUAGCGCGAGCGAUGGCGAGUACAUUCAAGUUUUACAAGAAUUGCGAGCCUCGCUACCAGAUCGAGCGGGACUUCUUCUACAACCAAUGUGGCAUGCCGGACUCGUUCCAGACUUGGUUCGGCAUUACGAACCUAUACGGAUGGAUCUUGACCGUCAGACUGAGAGCAUUGCCAGCGCCGCUGGGGCAGAAGUUCAACCAGCAGAUGGUCAACAGAAUCUUCUUCGAUGCCGAAGAUAAGAUCAAGGGAGACUACAAGAUCAAAGGUUCAUCUGUCAUCAAGGGAUCCAUGAAGGAUCUGCUUGCGCAAUACCAUGGAUUCCAGACUGCGCUCGACGAGGGCCUCGUCGGCGAUGAUGCCACACUAGCAGCUGCGAUCUGGCGCAAUAUGUUUGGCGCGGGCUGGGCCAAUGUCGCAGGCGUGAAAGGCAAAGCAAGACAACGCACCGUCCUAACGGCCACUUCUGGCGUGACGCCCGAUCGCAUGGAACCGCCUGCUCCUGCACCACCUUCGACAGAGCCAGAAGCGAACAUGGCUUCUGCCCAAUCGUCUCAGCCGAGCACGAGCGCGACUGAGGCCGACUUUGCAGAGGCGCUAGAGAGGCUGGUGCUAUAUGUCCGAAAGGAAGUCAAGCGAACGGAGCACGUGCCUGACUCACUGGUCCUCUUCCCGAAGGAGGAAGACGAGGGCGGUGUAUCUCAAUUUGGCAGAAUCAUGUCUGCAUCAUCAUGA
Molecule: messenger RNA, 996 nt
Organism: Mixia osmundae IAM 14324
Lineage: Eukaryota; Fungi; Basidiomycota; Mixiomycetes; Mixiales; Mixiaceae
Exons: 2
Coding region: 1-996 (331 amino acids)
Biological process (GO): mitochondrial respiratory chain complex III assembly
Cellular component (GO): mitochondrion
Source: RefSeq, a predicted model, not a curated record